AUGACGAACUUUACUGAGGAAGACCUGGACCAUUAUUUACAGAAUCAGGUGGAUCUCAGACACCGGCAGGUCGCUAAAUCUGUAGAGGAAGUGCAAAAAAUAGUCAAUGAACUAACUGCUGAGAUCAGUUCAAAGGAUACCCGCUUCAGUUCCAUUGCCAACACAGGAGUUCACUGUAACAGCUUCAAAGAUCAGCCUGCUCUAGCGUUAAAAUGGGCUGCAUUACUUCAAGGAAGGGGUACUUACAAUCCUUCCAUUCAGGUGCUGACCCCCACUCUGUUCCUGAUAUCCGUGCCAAUACGUGGUCUUACAGGUUAUAAGGAGAGACGAGCUCAUCAGUGGCGGUAUUACACACUGAGUGGUUCACAGCUUCUUUCACCAGUCCGAGAACCAGAGAAGCUGCAUCAGUGGUUGGAACUGGAAAGCUUCACUAACCCCAUUCAGGAGUGGCAUGAUGCCCAUGUGGCCAUCGAAGGUGAUCUUGUGCCCUCCAAAGUAGUCAGUGUCUUCAAGGAGCAGGUAGAAGCAGCUAUUAAGACCUGUGGGCUGACAGAAAAAUUGAGCAUGCAGGAGUCACUGGGCUCAGUAGUGCGUGUGGCGGUAGAGAUAUCAGAAGUACAGAUAGAAGUGGAGCUGGUGCCCACAGUUGAGGUGAUGAACUGCUGGCCUAAGAGAGCCCGCUGGCCUCGUCUUCUACAGAGGUGGCCUUCUAAAGAGUGUGCUCGCUGUAUUAAGUCUUUUGGUUUCAACCUUAUGGCUACUUCUAAUUACCACUGGCUGCUGUCGUUCUCACGGGCAGAGCAGGUGCUGCUGGCUGGUAUAGAUGAAGAUGGCGGCUGUAGGAGGAAGUGUUACAGGGUGGUUCGACAGCUGAAGGAGGAUGUAUGGUGUCCAGGGAGCAAACCUGUCAUCACUACCCACCAUUUACAAACUCUGCUGUUCUGGACGUGUGAGAAAUACCCUAGCACCAGGGAUUGGUGCAACUUACGAGAGUGUGUGCUGCGUCUUGUGCAGAAGCUGCAUAAAUGUGUGUCGCAGCGCUACCUCAGACACUACUUUGUAUGCACCUACAACCUGCUGAAGUACACCAACACGAACGAGCUAGAUGACAUGGCCAAGAAGAUCUCAGAGUUCCUCAGCAAUCCAAGCACCUAUAUUCAUUAGGAGCUCUUUUAACUUUUUAUAGCAUUCGAUUAUUUGAAUAAUGUGUAAUGUGGCAUUACUAGCUUGGCACAUAAUAGAAAUACAUUGAUGUGCAGU
Molecule: messenger RNA, 1260 nt
Organism: Ictalurus punctatus (channel catfish)
Lineage: Eukaryota; Metazoa; Chordata; Actinopteri; Siluriformes; Ictaluridae
Gene: mab21l3
Product: mab-21-like 3
Exons: 7
Coding region: 1-1164 (387 amino acids)
Source: RefSeq, a predicted model, not a curated record